Molecule: messenger RNA, 713 nt
Organism: Bactrocera oleae (olive fruit fly)
Lineage: Eukaryota; Metazoa; Arthropoda; Insecta; Diptera; Tephritidae
Source: RefSeq, a predicted model, not a curated record
UUUCGUUAACUGAAAAAUAUAACACAAACAUACUUUUUUUUUUCUGUAGUAUAUACACAUACGUAAAAUAGAGAAAAAUAUUAUUUUCUUUAGGAAAGGAAUUAGGAUUAUUAAAUAGUGAAAGUUUAAGAUGACUUGUUGCGGGGAAGUUGAUACCAGAAAGGGAUUCAAACCGAGUUACAAUGUGAAAGCUUUAACAGAGAAGUUCUAUGCACGACAUGACACUCUCAAUGAAGAUCCAAAAAUUGGGUUAAGUUACAAACAUUACUGUGAGGAAAUAGAAAAGCGGCAAAACUACACGCCGCGCACAUUUUACCUGACGCCGCGAACGGAAAAUCAAGUAUACGGUUGGUUACACCAUUUGUCAUUCAAAUAUGAGCCCGGCUACGAACAGAUGCUUUUUCAUCGUGCGCGGCAAUCGGAUCCAGAUAUUAAAAUACAAAAUGAAAUAAAUUUAGCAGUUUUACGUGGCCUGAGGCGUUAGCGAUAUAUAUAUGUGUAUAUAUACAAUAUAAUAUGUGCAUAUACAAGUAUAUGAUAUAUGUAUGUAUGUAUAACUACAUACAUUUAUGGAAGUGUGAAAUACAAUUUUAUGUAUACGUUUGAUGUGUAAAGAAUGGAAAUCCAUAGCGGAUUAAUAGCAAUCGGAAUCAAAAUUAUGGACUUAAUACACAUUAGUAAUUAAUCAUCUUUAAUCCGAAAUCGUAAAUUAA